AUUACACUUCUUCUUCUUCUCUUCCAGUCUCCAGAUCGGAUCCAGAAGGAAAAGGAAACACAUCGGUACAGCUAUGGAUUCCUCUUCUUCAUUGCUAUUCAACCAGCUCAAGGCGGCGGAGCCUUUCUUCUUACUCGCAGGUCCCAAUGUGAUCGAAUCUGAGGAUCAUAUUCUCUACAUGGCCAAGCACUUGAAGGCCACGGCCUCCAAACUUGGUUUGAAGUUUGUAUUCAAGUCAAGCUUUGACAAAGCUAACCGCACUUCCUCCAAAUCAUUUCGAGGUCCUGGCUUGGCUGAAGGCUUGAAGAUCCUUGAAAGGGUAAAAGCAACAUAUGAUAUAUCUGUGGUCACUGAUGUUCAUGAAAGUAUUCAGUGUGAAGCAAUUGGGAAGGUUGCUGAUAUUAUUCAAAUUCCUGCUUUCUUAUGUCGGCAGACAGAUCUCCUUGUUGCAGCUGCCAAGACUGGCAAAAUAAUCAAUAUCAAGAAAGGGCAGUUUUGCGCACCAUCUGUCAUGCUAAAUUCUGCCGAGAAGGUCAGAUUAGCUGGAAAUGAAAAUGUAAUGGUGUGUGAGAGAGGCACAAUGUUUGGCUAUAAUGACUUGAUAGUAGAUCCACGAAAUUUAGAGUGGAUGAGGGAAGCAAAUUGUCCAGUUGUGGCUGACAUAACACAUUCUUUGCAACAACCUGCUGGGAAGAAGCUGGAUGGCGGGGGUGUUGCCAGUGGUGGUCUCCGUGAGUUGAUUCCUUGUAUUGCCAGAACUGCCGUUGCUGUUGGAGUGGAUGGACUUUUCAUGGAGGUGCAUAAUGAUCCUCUAAAUGCUCCUGUCGAUGGUCCUACACAGUGGCCUCUUCGCCAUCUGGAAGAACUACUAGAAGAGCUCAUUGCAAUUGCUAGGGUCAGCAAAGGGAAGAGUCCAUUGAAAAUCGAUCUUACUCCAUUCCGCGACUAGAUUUUGCCAUGAUAUUUGGGGAAACCGUCCCACUCUGCCUUCUGUGCCUCUUCAUACUUUUUGAUAGCUGCUCGAGUUUCAUCGACAUAAGCUGGGUGUUCCAAAGGAUAAAGUUGGAAUUUCACUGCCUGCGUAGUGUUACUAGAGAGCCAAAAAGGGAUGAACCAUUUCUCCCCUUGUGUAGUUAUGUUCAAUAUCGUGUAAGCCAGCAUUUCACCCGUGUGUUUCGCACAAAAGAACCGUUCCCAAAUUAUUUUAACUUUACCAAUGGAAAUAUGAGUAUGAUUUCACAUGUAUAUUCAUAGAAUUUGUUUAUUUAGUACGAGUAUUUAAUAUCUUUAACUUUUUGAAAAAUGUAGAGGGCUUUUAUACCGUUUUUUUAAUUAAUUUGAACUAUUUAA
This is a messenger RNA of Cuscuta campestris, 1350 nucleotides long. NCBI's taxonomy places the organism in Eukaryota, Viridiplantae, Streptophyta, Magnoliopsida, Solanales, Convolvulaceae. The record is from the annotation of a GenBank genome assembly.